AUGGUGAUCUCCGACAACCGUGCCGAUUCUCAAGCAAAGAUGCAAAAGAAACUAGAAGAAGGCCGCAAGAAGGCAAGUGAAGAAGAGGAGAGGAAGAAGAAGGAGCGGGAAGACGAGGAGAAGAAGCAAAAGGAGAAAGAGAGUGCAAGGCAGGCACGGGUUCAGAACCGGUAUUUCUUUGCCCUGUUAAUGAGGAAGGAGUCAUGA
Messenger RNA from Sordaria macrospora k-hell, 207 nucleotides. RefSeq lists its product as uncharacterized. Lineage: Eukaryota; Fungi; Ascomycota; Sordariomycetes; Sordariales; Sordariaceae. The record is from RefSeq and is a predicted model, not a curated record.